GGCCAAGAGUGUUCAACAAUGCCCGACCGGAGCACCGCUUAAGAGGUAUUGUUUCUCAGCAUCUAUCUGAACCCCAGAAGUCAACGAGUUACCUUUCCAAAAACCGAAAUAUCUCAUUGUCCACUUGUUGUCAAACUGUGACAAAUAUGCCUGCAAGUGAUUGUCUUCAGCCACCCCUCACCCCGGCGGAGCGAGCUAUCGUCAAGAGCUAUGGCGGCUGGACUUUUUUCCUGGCUAACUAUGGAUUGAAACCUUGGAAUACGGACGACGCCAAAGAAGGAAAGCAGAUAUUAGAAGGCUUGGUUGCUACGCAGCAGGAUGACGAAGAAGAAUAGCCUUAACCAGGGUACCUCGGUUGCGUAAGUAUCUGCUGGCUAUCGGAGUGUUGAAUUAAACUGACAAUGAUACAUGGUAAUAGGUUAAUGGCUUUCACGAUAUGGUUACUAGAAACGUAUGAUGGGAUAUCCUCACAGUGGCAGAGGCUUAUGGGCUGGGCUAGUACCUUUUAACUAAAGAAUAAGUCCAAUUAUUUUCUUAAGACAAAUUCACUACCGGAGCAGCAAAUAUCCAAAGAGGAGUAGUGCCUGUCUAAGGCAGGAAGUAAAGUGGAUAGUUAGUAGUUAGUGUAAGUAGAGCGUUGGAGACCAGACACUAAGUAAACGGCCAAGUGCUGAUCGAAGCUUAGACGGAUGUAAGUACCUAGGUACCUACCUACAUCUUAGCAUCUCCAGUGGCGCUGGCUUGCUUCCAGAUCUUGAUAUUUCUAUACCCUUGAGUCGUUUGAGUCGUAUCAUGA
Molecule: messenger RNA, 796 nt
Organism: Paecilomyces variotii
Lineage: Eukaryota; Fungi; Ascomycota; Eurotiomycetes; Eurotiales; Thermoascaceae
Exons: 2
Coding region: 147-335 (62 amino acids)
Source: RefSeq, a predicted model, not a curated record